Molecule: messenger RNA, 2437 nt
Organism: Leptopilina heterotoma
Lineage: Eukaryota; Metazoa; Arthropoda; Insecta; Hymenoptera; Figitidae
Gene: rngo
Product: protein DDI1 homolog 2
Exons: 6
Coding region: 251-1624 (457 amino acids)
Biological process (GO): proteolysis
Molecular function (GO): aspartic-type endopeptidase activity; protein binding
Source: RefSeq, a predicted model, not a curated record
UCUGCUGAGCUGGGUUGAAUGUUUACAUCCUGAGAAUCAUAAUUUGUGAUAAUUUGCAUAUCAUUCUGUCACAAUAGUCUUCUAAAUUUAGAAUAGAGAAAUAUUAUUCAUUUUUUUUUUUGCAAAGUAUACUUCUCCUUAUAUUCAAGAAUAUUCCCAAAUAGUUAGCAGUAGAAAAAAAAGUGUUAAAUUUGUGUUUUUUCAUCAUAUUUCAAACUAAAUUAAAAGGUUCUAAGAAAAAGCCUUCAAAAUGAAAAUAACAGUAACAACGUUGAGCGAUGUUAUUUUUAUUUUAGAUGUAAGUGAAGAUUUGGAGCUGGAAAAUUUCAAAGCAUUUUGUGAAGUUGAAAGUGGCCUUCCAGCACAUGAAAUUGUUAUUAUGUUUAACGGUCGACCUUUAAUGGACGAUAAAAAAUCAUUGAGACAACUCGGUAUAAAUGACGGUGAUGUUGUGAUAAUUCAACACAUGCAUCAAAGUAGUAGAGCUGAUUUAAAUCUACAUCCGUUCAAUGCUUCUAUUCCUGUAUUAGACUUUAGUUCUAUAAGGAUACCGGGAGCGUCAACAAGUCGAGUCGCACCAAGUACAAACAACAUCUCAGCACAAAGAGUUCAAAAUCCUCGCAGUGAAGACGAUCCUUCAAUGAUUCGAGAUAUGGUUUUGGCAAAUCCCGAUCAAUUGGCAUUAUUAAAGCAAAAUAAUCCCAGAUUAGCUGAUGCUUUAUUGUCAGGGAAUCUUGAAAGAUUUGCGACCGUACUGAAGGAACAAAUAAAGCUUCGAGAAGAAAGACAAGCACAAAGACAAAGAAUGAUGAAUGCGGAUCCAUUGGACACUGAAACACAACGAUUAAUUGCAGACGAGAUACGACAGAAGAAUAUAGAGGCUAAUAUGGAGGCUGCUAUGGAAUAUAAUCCAGAAACUUUUGGCACUGUUGUCAUGUUGUACAUCAACUGUAAAGUUAAUGGAUUUCCAGUAAAAGCAUUUAUCGAUUCAGGGGCGCAAACUACAAUUAUGUCGGCAGCUUGUGCUGAAAGGUGUCACAUAAUGAGAUUGGUUGACACGCGAUGGGCGGGAAUUGCGAAAGGUGUUGGUGUCCAACGAAUUAUUGGAAGAAUACACAUGGUACAGAUACAAAUCGGUAAUGAUCAUCUCACAACAUCAUUUAGUGUAUUAGAAGAGCAACCAAUGGACAUGUUGCUUGGCUUAGACAUGCUCAAAAGACAUCAAUGCUGUAUUGAUCUCAAAAAAAAUGUUCUAACUAUUGGAACCACUGGAGCCGAGACAUCUUUUCUUACUGAAGGAGAACUUCCAGAGUGUGCAAGAUUAAGUGGUAAUAAUGAUGAUGCUUUUGAUGAUAGAGAUCUUCAAAAAGCUCUCGAAGAUAGUUCCAGAGAAGCAGGUAAGCUUCAGAUGAGUGGCCAAAGUAGGGCUAAUUCUUCAAGUGCUUCUAGUUUAUCAAGUUCAGAAAACAUUGUACUUCCACACGAUCCAUUCACGGAAUCUACAGUCGUUGAAAUUGAGUCUCUAGGUUUUACUAGAGCUCAAGUAUUAGCAGAACUGCGUAGAUUAAAUGGAGAUAAAGCUCAAGCCACUGCUGCUCUCUUUGCGAAAUCAUUAAAAUUUUAAAUUCUAAUCUUACUUUACCAUGAGCUUAUGUUACCUACCGGUUUUUGGCGCAUUAUUAAUUAAUUAAUUAAUUAAUUUUCUGUUACUAUAUUAUAUUUUAUUUUAUUUUAUUUUUAAAAUCUAACUACCAACAUUAGGAGAGAGACUUUACUUACGAAUUUUUUAUUCGUAAGUAGCUAUUAUAAUUUUGGUGGAAAUAUAAUUCUUGAAUAAUUAAAUAUUCAAGUUUCAAAAAUAAAAACAAAACAUUUACAAGACUUUAAAGAAUAAUACAAAAAAUAAAUUUGUAUUAUGGUUAAUGAAAGACUUGAAAUUAGAAUUCUAAAGGUUUCAGUGCAAAUUUAGAAAUUAUGUUAAUGCUAAUUACGUGUGAAAAUUUAUAAAAAUAACUUAGUUAUUAUUAAUAACCAUAUGGCAUUUUAUAAAAAUUGAAAUAAUUAAUAACAAUUAUAAUCAAUAGUGAACGUGUCAUAAUGAAAUACUGGGAAUUUAUAAGAAAAAUACACAUAUUUUAUUACAAAUUUCAUGUAUUUUUGCAUUUUCUUCAUUGAAGGACCUUCAAUCAAUGAAGGUUGUAAUGGAAAUUAAUAACGUGAACCUAAAUUUAUCCACCUUGACCCAUUGAAAUUUAUUAAUAUUGUUUCUAUUUUUCAAUUCAUUAUCGUCGCUGUAUCAUAAAGUUUUGAAAAUAUUUCAUAGAUAACCAAAUUUGGAAAUUUCUACAAAUGUUAUAUUAUGAGCAAUAUAAAUACGUUCCUUGUUUUGUAUAAUUUUUUCUCACAAUAAAAAAAAAGUAAUAAUAACCUCUGUAAA